Phanerochaete carnosa HHB-10118-sp is the source of this 342-nucleotide messenger RNA. RefSeq lists its product as uncharacterized. Bases 1 to 342 code for a protein of 113 amino acids. Lineage: Eukaryota; Fungi; Basidiomycota; Agaricomycetes; Polyporales; Phanerochaetaceae. The record is from RefSeq and is a predicted model, not a curated record. The transcript has a single exon.
AUGGUCGAACAAACGUUUGUCGGCGACAAGCUUGUCGAACAACUCCCCACCGAGGCGACACAGAAGAUCCCCGACGAGCAGCUUGACAAGAUGGAGGUUCGCCGCGACCCCAAGGAGGAACCAGGUGCAAACAAGCGCGCUGGUAUUGCCAUACGUGACCCAGGAGGUGAGCUUCUUUGCGUGAUUCGCUUAUUCCAAAUGACUCUGCUGAUACAUGCCUCAGCGGUCGAUACCAAAGACUUUGGUGGUAGCAGUACGAACACUCAGCCCCAGUAUGGUAAGCAACGUGUGACGCAGUGUACAAGUGUUCAAGCUGACAUUAUAACGACUCAGAUCCUGUGA